AUGCGGUAAAAUGAUAGCUCCCGUAAAAGAAAGUUGGUCAAUGGAAGAUUUGAAAACACUUCCCCUUGUAGUCGACGAACUAAACAAAAUCAUUACAAAUUUGAAUGAUUUACGAACGAUGCGCAAAUUGAUCGCACCAACAAAUUUACCCGAUGAAAAGGAUAUCACAAAGUUGACACGUCAAGCUCAAAAACUUUGUCGAAUUUUUGGAGUUGAUAAAACCACAAUAAAAUCACCGAUAUCAAUUAUCAGCUAAACAGCAUGCAUCUAUGGCUAAUUCGAACUUCGUCCAUCACAUAAUUACUGAUAAUCCGCAUAAAGAUAUCUUAAAUUUUGUCCACUAAAAACGUAUUGUGGAAAUUGUCAAUAAACAAUAAAUAAAAUUUUG
Messenger RNA from Loa loa (African eye worm), 388 nucleotides. RefSeq lists its product as hypothetical. The coding region runs from base 11 to 256 and encodes 81 amino acids. Lineage: Eukaryota; Metazoa; Nematoda; Chromadorea; Rhabditida; Onchocercidae. The record is from RefSeq and is a predicted model, not a curated record. The transcript is spliced from 3 exons.